Messenger RNA from Paramecium octaurelia, 1455 nucleotides. NCBI's taxonomy places the organism in Eukaryota, Ciliophora, Oligohymenophorea, Peniculida, Parameciidae. The record is from the annotation of a GenBank genome assembly.
AUGUUCUGUCUGUGUGGUAUAAGAAAUGAAAAAAAUGAAUAGGAACGUGUAUAAAAUUCACAUGGAACUUCCCUUUAAUCAAAUAUGAGAUUAGAGAAGUAUGGAAGUCUAAAUAGUUUGUUUAAUGCUCAGGACUCCAAUAGAGUCAGUCAAGAAUACACAGAUUUUUUAUGUGAGUACGAUAAGAAUUACUAAGAAAAGUCAUAAUUAUUUGAAGUUAAUGUAUAUUCACCUUGUUAAAAAUUUGAGGUAGCAUUUUAAAUCAUUAAACAAAGGAAUCAAAAACUAAUUCAGAAGAAUCUGUGUUAAUGCACUAAGGAGAUGGAUUGUUAGUUAAAUUGAGCAAUGUUAAUUAAUAAUCCAUCGUUAAAUUGAAAGAUACGUUUACAGCGUUUAUUAUGAGGAUUCUCUAUGAUAUAAAAUUUUAUUUUGAAGUACUCAAAUUCCAUGCAUAGUUUAAUAGAUUACUCCUCAACAGGAAGUCAAAUUUGUGAAAUAGCUUGUGCCCAAUAUCAUUACUGAGUUGAUUUAUCGGAGAAUCAAGAAUGACAAACUAUUGAUUGCUCAUGAUCCGACAGGAAGCUUUUUAUUUAAACACCUUUCCUCUAGUCAACAAGUAUAUUUCAUUGAAGAAACCCAAGUCUACAGGCCAAUCAUAAAUAAGGGAAUAGAUAUUUUGAAUUGCCAUAACAAGAUACACUUUGUAGCUAAAUCUGAUAUCACAGUUAAAUAAGACACUGCCAUUGUGAGUAAAAUAAGCUAUGUAUGUUUUUAGAUUUGCUAUUCUUGCACGAUGUUCCAAUAUUCAGUAUAAUUUAAGAGUACCUGACUUUGGCACACGAUCUAAUUCUAAUCCUGUCUCCUAAGUUAGAGUAUCAUGAAAUGAUAUCAUAGUUGAGACAGGGAAUCAAGAACUGUGCAUAAUCACAUAUCUACUGCAGCGUAGAAAUACAAUCUGUCUAUGAGUCCAAUAAGAUAGUGGCUUUUAUUGUGUAUUAUGGGGAGAUUUCAUAAAUCAACCAAAAUUAAUAAUUGCAUUUCCUCUAUCAAUGCAUAUCCAAAGCUAUUCAAAAAACAUUUAAAUACAAAGUGUUCUUGAAAAAUCUAAGGAGUCAAAUUGGAUUGAUGAAAUUAGUAGAUUUAUUUUCACUUUAUGGGCUAUUAUUUGAUAGUUCUGAUGAGAAUUUUAAGAAGUUCUAUAAGCAGGUGAAGAAAUAGUACUUCCCAAAAAUUAAAUCAGAGAAAUUCAUUUAAAUGGAUAGUAGCAAAUCAUCUACAGAAUCUGAAAGCGAAGGAAUUCAAGAAAUAGAAUCUGCAAAUUCAAUUUUUACUGAAAUCAAAGUGUAAAGUAAAAGUGAAUCUAUCCAUAUGUCCAAAUAUGUUUAUGUUCACUUUCAUUCUCAAAACAGUCAGAAAUCAACUCAAUAUGAAGAACUAAUUUAAUUCAGUCAAUGA